GGGACCCCGCCCUUCCCCAGGUGCCCGGGCCCUGUCCACCAUGUCUCUGGACCUGGCGGAUGUGGGGCGACGAGACCUGGAAGACAUCCAACAGUUGGUGAAGAAGUUGGAGCAUGUGAUGUCAGCAACCGAGGUGCGGGAGGCAGUCGACAAGGCCUUCCGUGAUUGGCAGCGGCACUUUGAAGAAAAGUCCCCCGCCAUAGGACCCCCGGCCUCCUUCCAGCUAUCGCACCCCGUGUUUCGCAAGACGGCGCGCUGCUGCUUGACGGGUAACAUGGUGACAAAGGAGGAGUUGGAAGAGUUCAAAGAAGAGCAAGACAGAAUCAUUAAAGAUAACGUGAAAGCAGAAGUUGAAAGCCACCUCCAGGAACUCAAAACAAGAAACGAUGCCUUUCAGGAUUUCAUCCACCAAAAGAUGAUUGAGGAUGUGAAAUGCAAAGCCAAGUUGGAUGGCUUUACCUCAACAUGGACCGAGGAAAACAUCAAGUCCGACCCAUCACUAGCCGAACUCACAAAGAACUGCACUCAUAUAGAGCUUUUUCGCAAGAAGAGUGGGGAAGGCGCCUAUCAGGGCGGGUUCAAGCAAUGCAAACGAACAACUGGCCGGAUUUUCAUUCUUUUGGCAACCCUGUUUGCAGCUUUAUGGCCGCGAACAGGCACAGAAAACAACAAGUGGGUCCUCCACGGCAACCGUGGGAAUAUUUUUGAAACCGGCCGGAAUUGGGCCAAAUACCUUGGUUUCCAUGUAGAAGCCGAUGGAUACCAAAAGCAAUGGGAAGUUAAUGCUGAGCGGGUGGAGGAGCGCUGCAACUUCCAGACCAAGCUACGCGCACCCCUGGAGCCCGAGGAUCCACGCUGGACGGCUGAGCAGCGCGCCUUGAUUCUGAAGAUCGAAGACCGGGUGGCGGAAAUCUCAGGCGCUGCGCGGCACCAGGAUGAGACGGCCCUGGUGGGUACGCUAACACCGCCGCAGGCCUCUGGCGGCAUCAGUGAGCAUUUGGGUCUUCAUGUCGAUACCAAUGCAGCGCACUGGCGUUUUUGCACCGCCAUCAUCUACCUCUCCACUUUGGGCGCCGGCGUCAUCGGGGGCGAGACGGUCUUCCCGGUGGCGCUGGAUCCGCAAGUGGAAGGCCGAAAAAUGAUGGGUUUAACAUGGUUGAACCAGAAAAAAAUGGGGGUUAACCAUGUUUAA
Cladocopium goreaui is the source of this 1192-nucleotide messenger RNA. The record is from the annotation of a GenBank genome assembly. Lineage: Eukaryota; Dinophyceae; Suessiales; Symbiodiniaceae.